Molecule: messenger RNA, 4506 nt
Organism: Cuscuta europaea
Lineage: Eukaryota; Viridiplantae; Streptophyta; Magnoliopsida; Solanales; Convolvulaceae
Source: the annotation of a GenBank genome assembly
CUUAUCCGAGGGGUUAUUAUGGGGAGUAGUAAGAGAGAAGUCAGAGCAAGUAAGUAGAGAGAGAAAGUGUAUUCAGAAAGUAUGCAGCGUUUUUUGACUUGGUUACAAAUGGGGAAAUGGGGUGCUAUUUAUAGUAGCAAUAAAUGUCGGACAGGGACACGUGUCAGGCGUCCAUUGGUCGAGAGGUCACCUCAACUGGGUGGCGCUGGCAGCCGCAUGUGGCUGCAUUUAAUGCGGCUGUUGGAUGGGACGUUGUACAGGGUACGGUGAUCUGUACGCAUGUGGCGCGGAUAUUAUGUCGGGAGAGGUGCCCUCGGUUGCAGAGGACUAGCCGAGGGCUCUUAGUGCCGAGGACCCCUGAGUGCCGAAGGCUCCAGGUGCCGAGGGCUACUGUUUUCUGCCGUUUCUCCCCCAGUUUCUUAGUUUGCUUGAGAAACCCGUUUUGUGAGAAUUUAGAGCCUUCGGCCAGGGGGCCGAAGGCACCCCUGGUGCGUAUUGCGGGCUGCUUGGUACUCUGGGCGCUGUGAUUUGGGCCCGUUGGGUCUUCUGGGCCUGUUGGGCCUUUACUGGAGUAGUAGGAGUCUGUGGGCCGGGUGUUCCCGGGCCAUAUACUCCAUCAGGAGUCCCUCACUCCUUUUGCCGAAAGGUACUUGAGGGAAAAAGGAGUAAUUUGUGCUCGCCCCUUGAUGUUGUCCCAUUGUAAUCUCUGAAGUUGGUGAGGAGUUGUUGCUCUCAUGUCCCUGCCGAAGGCAGUCCCUCAGUUACCCACAUGUCGGGGCUCGAGGGCUUGCUUUGCCGUUUGUUGGAAUUUUUCUCCAUUUUGUUAUUUAGUUAUUUUCCCGAGGGGGUCCUCCAGUCCCCCACUCCUUGAGGCACUUGUAAAGUGGUGAAAAGGAGUAGAGUAGUUGCGCUGCUGUUGUGGGCCGAAGGCUGACGCUUUUCGUUUCAUUUUGGGGGGAUGCCUCGUUAAAAACCUCAUUAGGAAAAACCCUGGGGGAAAAAAUCCUAAUGAGGGAAAAAAAGUGCACCGAAUUCCCCCAACGAUGAAUCGAAAAUGCGAAACCUUGGUCAAAAAUGGGGAAUAAUGGUGAUGCCGAAGGCUCUCCUUGUCCUGAGGGCUCAUGUGUUGAGUAGCCGGAGGCUUGCUGUUGAUGUCCUGGGAGGUGCCGAAGGGGAGCCCCUCAAUCUGGGGAUCGAGGGCGUGAUGGAUGAGGGCAAUAGUUGAUCAUUGCCCGUGCUUGCUGAUUUGUUGGUGAUGAGGAUAUCCGAGGGCUCUCAGUACCUGUGUUCCGCAGGCUAUUUGUCAACGAGGCAUACUCCCCGGGGGCUACCCGGCCCUUACAGUGCUGAGGGGGAAUCCCUGAGGGGUGGCCUGAUAUGAAGCCUUGGGCUUCUGAAAGAGUGAUCCCGAAGGCGACUGUUAUGUACUGUGUGGGCACAACUCGGGGGCGUCUCUAGGUAAGUGUACCCGGAGGCUCUCCUUGAUGAAGUGGAGUGAAGUAAGAAAAUCCGGGGGCUCCCAGAAUAUAGCCGUUGGAAAUAUAGCCGUUGGAAUAUGUAACGUCAGGUUAUAGCCGUUGGGGGGGGGGGUACACGUGGCGCGUGACGGUUAGCUGUCCGUGGGCGGCGUCACCGGUUGGGCGAGAACACGGCGCGUAAUGAUAACGGUCCGUCCGGAGGCCCGGUUUUCGGCCCCAAGCCCGGAUUCCAGCGCCUAUAAAUACCCCAAGCCAAUGCCAUUCCUUCCUCACACAUCCAACAUCCUUAGUGAAGCUCUGCCAAAAUUUCUAGAGAGAGAAACAGCAGCCCUCGGUUGAAUCCUCUAUUCUCAAGGUCAGUUCCCCCUGCCCUUCUCCUUCUAAUUAGCCGUGCCUUGCGCCCUUAGGUUAGGAGAUAGAAUUUUCUAGAAAAACCUUAGUUCUCACGAGCCCUCGAGCUAGAGCCAUAAUGUCGUCCCAGAGUGAUUCUCAAGACAUCUCGGGGGCGCCCUCGAUGGAGGAUGAAGUCCUUUCGGAUGUGGAGUCCUCCAGUGCACAGUCCUCGGCCCAGGAGGACGUUGCGAUGGCAGUAGAGGUGCAGAAGGAGCUGCUAGCUGAAGUUGAAGCUGAGGGCUUCGAGCAGGAGGUAGAAGACGAAGAGCUGGCCCUCGCCAUGCAGGUUGCAGAGGAGGAGGAAGCAAAGGAGAGGACGAGGGUGACCGUGGCUGUCCUUCCCCCUCGAGGUGCUGGUGAGGCCAGUACCUCUCGGCCGCUGAACGCGGUUCCCAUCCGGGUGGCCCCCGGAAAGAAGAAGGCCAAGGUAGCUGCCCCCAAGAAGAAGAUUGUUGCUGCCGAUCAGGGGAAACCCAUAGAUAUGCCGGAGGGGUAUUCCUGGCUCAAUACUACUGCCCUGGAGAUAAAGUUGAAGGCGGACAGGGCGGAUUUCUACGUCACACAGCUACACGUAGGGCCCUCGGCCGUGGUGGUCGAGCCGGGAGUUGACGAUGUGCUAUCUCGGGCGCCCGAGGGGUGUAUUGCAGUACACGUAUUGUCGGUCUCCAUGGGCCUUCGGUUCCCUCUGCACCCCUUCCUCCGGGAGUACCAUAGGUUUGUUGGCUUGGUCCCCUGCCAGCUGACACCUAAUAGCCACUCCUACGUGGCGGGUUUUUUGAGCCUCUGCAGGGACCGAGGGGUGACCCCCAGCCUGGACUUGUUCUUCCAGAGCUUCAACCUCUGCCGAGGGGGUCACGCGAAUGCUGAGGGCUUCGCCAACCUGCAGCAGAUAGCUAGGUGGAAGCUAUUUACAGAGGCGCCUUCGUCCAAUAAGGGCUGGAAGGAGCGUUGGUGCUACGUCAGAGUUGCUGAGAUUUCAUUUCCGGCGGAACUUCGGGAUCGCUUCCGUCGGCAUCCGAAGGUUGGAAGCGCCGCUCUCGAGAAAGAUGGCCUGGUAAUAGCCAAAAUCCCGGAGGGUCGUAAGAAGCAAGUGUCUAUUAAAGAUUACACUGCCGACAAGGAACUCUACGCCCUCGGCUUUCGGAGAUACCGCUUCAUCGGGGAAGUGGACGAGAAGUAUCCCGUUUUUGCUGAGGCCUUCGGGGGAGCAGGAGGUAUGGAGGCUCUAUUUGCAAUGAAAAAGAAGAAGGAGAGGGCUCAGGCCCAGAAGAAGGAGAAAAAGGAGCCCUCGGGCCAAUAGCCCAUUGAUGAGGUUUUCCCGAAGGAGGUUGUGGAGCCUUCUGUUGAUGCUGCUCCUGCUACUGUGGCCGGGGGGCCAAAGGCCGAGGUGGCCGCCAAGAAGAAGAAGGGAGGCAAGGGGGUGGAGCCCCCGAUCAAGAAACAGAAGGUUGCCGGGGGCACCGUUGGAAUGGCGGCCCCCUCAUAGUAAUUGAUGAUCAGCCCCCCGCUGACUCCCCGGCCAUUGACACUCCGAUGGCUCAAACAGAUCUUCCCCCGGAGAACUUGCCUCGGGAGAUUAUUCAGCUCUCCCUCGCUCUGGGGGCAUCUGUGUUGCACGGUUCAGCUGAACCGAUGUCUUUCCUGAGGGGGAUUACCUCGAUGAUGGAUAAGGAAGCCCUCUCCACCUACGACGACGACGCCCUCGAAAGCAAGGCCCUUCGAUCAUCUCUGGCUGCGUGUAUAACCUUCGGUGAGCAGGCCUGAAGGCGCGAGGAGUGGCGCCGUCAUAAGGCCGAGCUAGAGAAGUCCGUGCAGGAGUUGAUCCAUGACAAGGACGCUUCCCUCCGGGAGGUGUGCAAGCUGGAGGACGCCCUUCGGCAAGCGGAGCUGAAGCUGAAGGAGGCCAGAGAUGACGGCAAGGCCGAGGGCAAAGCAGAGGCCGAGAGGGUUGCGGCCGAGGAGAGAAAGCAAGCGGCUGAGGACGCCGAAAAGGUCAAGGCCGAAGCUGUUGUCAAAGCCCGGGAAGAGGCCAUCGCUGGGUUCAUCUCCGAGGGUUGGAAGGCCGAGGGCCAGAGGGAGUGGGUGGCCUCUGUGGUGAAGGCCUCGAUCGAGGAGUGGGUGAAGGGCCCCGGGCUCGACUGUAUGAACGAGAGGGGCGACACCUAUUAUCAAGCCGGCGAGUUCUUCACCCAACAUCUGGUUUACCGGAGGCUCGCCCGGCAUUUCGGCACCCCUCUGGCGGAGUUUGACCCCUCGGUGUACGGCCUCCCCCCGUUGCAGCCAGAUGUGAGAGUCCCCCUCCCUGAGGGCGACGAGCGCCUGGUGAUUCAUGAUACUAUGAUGAUGGGCGGCGAUGAUGAUGAUGCUGCCGUCGGGGACGAUGCCGUCGAAGAAGAAAUCUCCUCCAAACCUGCCGCAGGGGCCCUCGACGAAGUGGCUGAUAAGUCUUAGCCUGUACUUAGUUGAUUUUUGAAAACUCUUUGUAAUGAACUUCUGUAUGUUUUCGGCCUCGGCCAUCAUUGUAACAAUUACACUUACUCUUUUUUGUGAUGAUCGAUGGACGAAUGUCAGCCCUCGGGCCUUGUAUACAUAUGACUUGUUUUCUUUAAUUCAUUCCUCCUUGAAUGUAUGCCGU